AUGGAGCUCGUGACCUUUGCGACGAGAGUCUGCAAAGUGCUCGGUGUCGAGACCAUGAUCGUGACCAACGCUGCUGGUGGUCUGAACCCAGACUACAAGGUGGGAGACAUUGUCUGCCUCAACGAUCAUCUAAACAUGGCUGGUCUGGUUGGUUUCCACCCUCUUCGUGGACCCAACGCUGAUGACUUCGGCGUACGCUUCCCUCCUCUGUCCGAUGCAUAUGAUCUCGGGUUGCGUCAGAAGGCCCACCAAACAUGGCANAAAGUGCGCCCUGCCGACGGCAAGCGCAAGUUGCAUGAAGGUGUAUAUGCUUUUGUUGCCGGUCCAACAUACGAGACAAGAGCAGAGUGUCGUAUGCUGCACCAACUAGGUGCAGAUGUGGUCGGUAUGUCGACCGUGCCUGAGAUUAUUGUUGCCAGACACAGUGGCAUCAGGAUCCUUGCGUUUAGCCUGGUAACUAACAAUGCUGUGCUGCAACCUGUACCUCGUGGCGAUGAUGCGGCUCUCAGCUCCAUGUCACCACAAGAGCUUGUGGAUCACUUGGGCAAGGGUAAAGCAAACCAUGAGGAAGUUAUUGAGGCUGGAAGGGAAGCCGCAAAGGACAUGCAGACACUGGUAUACAGCAUUGUGUCGGAUCUGUAA
Molecule: messenger RNA, 642 nt
Organism: Aureobasidium musti
Lineage: Eukaryota; Fungi; Ascomycota; Dothideomycetes; Dothideales; Saccotheciaceae
Source: the annotation of a GenBank genome assembly